AUGCUCCUCGACUUGCUGACUUUUGGACUCUGGUCAAAGCUUGGACGGUUGACCCAUUAUGCCUUUGAUGCCGUUCUUCUUUCCGCCUUCCUUGCGGGAAUGAAGCGGUCAACUGGUCUGACUUUCAAGACCGAGCGCCUAGCUGGAGAGAACAAGGAUUUGGAAAAGUGGGUGAACAAGUAUCUCAGCGUGGGCGAAUGGGUGAUGGAUCAAUCUGUUGCCCUUGCCGGUUCGAGCGGGUGGUUCGAGCGCAGGCGGUAA
Thermochaetoides thermophila DSM 1495 is the source of this 261-nucleotide messenger RNA. RefSeq lists its product as uncharacterized. Gene Ontology annotation, cellular component: cytoplasm. Bases 1 to 261 code for a protein of 86 amino acids. Lineage: Eukaryota; Fungi; Ascomycota; Sordariomycetes; Sordariales; Chaetomiaceae. The record is from RefSeq and is a predicted model, not a curated record. The transcript has 4 exons.